This is a messenger RNA of Rotaria socialis, 1662 nucleotides long. Lineage: Eukaryota; Metazoa; Rotifera; Eurotatoria; Philodinida; Philodinidae. The record is from the annotation of a GenBank genome assembly.
AUGCAGCGAUUGUUAUACACAUUUUUUAUAUUACUAUCGGGGUUUUUAAUUGUUUUGGUUGAAUCUAAAAAAUCGUGUUUAUUAUCGACUGAAAAAAGUGAUGUUGCUUCGUCGAUUCGAUUUACCCAUGGUCUUUUCGAAAUCAAACAAUCAAACUCUACUUUAGAUGACCCAAAAAGUCAAUAUAGAAAUUCAAAAAUCGAAUGGAUCCGAAAUGUAACAUAUCAAUCUCAAUUUGUUGCCGUAACAACCUAUGAUGUAGACGUUAUUCUAUCGGAAUAUGAGUAUAGUCCCAUAGGCGGCUUGCGUAUCGCUCGGGUAACACCUGAAAAUAAAGUUGUCUGGAAUCAUACGUAUGAUUUGACACCUCAAUCAUCUAGUGUUAUCGUUCAUAAACCAUUAGAAGCUAUUUGGUUUGCCCAAUUUUCACAGUUAACCAACUCAUCACAUCUAAUUGGUCUACAUGCAAUAAAUGGAACUGUGCGAUACAAUUUUACUCUAGCAAAUUAUAUUCAAUUUCAAGUAGAUUUACAAUCAGCAUAUUUAUGUGCUGUAUCAUAUGAUUAUCUGUGGCAAACACCGAAUUUUGCAUUACAAUGUUAUGAUGGAUCACUGCCUAAAAAUCAACUAUUGUGGACAACAAAUUUGACAAUGGCUGAUAAAGUCAGUACAUAUAAAGUAUUCGUUUCAUAUCCAGCAAUUGAUUCAAGAAUAAAACGUGUCUAUAUAUCAAUGAUGCCUGGCUAUAUUUAUCAGACCGGCUAUGUAAAUAAUUCAUUGAUGGGUAUUAAUCUUGUCACUGGAAAAUUAUUAUAUCAAAAUUGGCUAUAUACAGCCGACCAUUGGACGUCAAUUGGGCAUCCGCUAGCGUCAGCAAAUGACGACGGAAUUGUUUAUCUAUCAGGUCGAACAUUAAUGGCAUUCAAUGGUGAAAAUGGUACACUGAGAUUUCUGAGAGCACGACCAGCCACGUAUGAUGAACGUGUGGACAGCGCUACACAUGAUACAAGUAUUAUCAAUAUUAAUUAUCUUGGUGAUUUUACAUAUCAACAAAUUUUAUCAUUAUGGGAUGGUGAUACAGGUAAAUUAUUAUGGAAUAUCAGUGUGCCGAAUAGUAAUUUCUAUGUAAACUAUCCUGUAAGUACUACUGUUCGUAGUAGUGAUUAUUUACAUCUGACUGCACAAGAUAAUGUCAUUAUUGGUCGUUUACCAUCAUCGAAUGAACCUGUUUGGAGAUUCAAUACAUCUGUUGCUCAAGGUCGUGUAGCACGUCUUGGUGUUACAAACGAAACUGUAUACGUUGUGGUUGUGUACUAUGAACAUCAAGAAUUAUGGAAAAUAUCGUUAUCUAAAGCAUUCAUUAGACAACAAGAAGAAACAAAAUUUUCAUCAAACUAUAGUCAAUGUGGUGCCUAUUGUAAAGAUUAUACUGAUUGUCUUUUAUAUUCUUGUAGUAACUGUGUGGAUAAUCAUUGUUCUCCACCAGAUCCAUUGUCGACAUCAUGUAAAAAUGAAGGCGACUGUAAUCAAAUGAUUACAACAUGUCUUUAUGGAUCAUGUAGAACAAUGUGGCCAGAUUGUUUCGGACAAUGUAAUAGUUAUUGGACUAAAUGUUAUUCAGUUGAUUGUACGCGUUGUAAUGGUGUUGAAUGUGAAUCUUAG